Messenger RNA from Cannabis sativa, 1375 nucleotides. RefSeq lists its product as uncharacterized. NCBI's taxonomy places the organism in Eukaryota, Viridiplantae, Streptophyta, Magnoliopsida, Rosales, Cannabaceae. The record is from RefSeq and is a predicted model, not a curated record. The transcript is spliced from 8 exons. The coding region runs from base 1 to 1164 and encodes 387 amino acids. Gene Ontology annotation, cellular component: chloroplast. Gene Ontology annotation, molecular function: terpene synthase activity.
AUGGAAGAGAGGGAGAAAGGGAAAGAUGGCAAGGAGGAGAGAGGGGGUCGGGUUCUUGGGAUUUUGGAAUCAAAGAGAUGGGUUUUAGGGUCCCCUGGGACCAUCGCCGCCCGCAACGGCCAGUUUUCGGUCUUACCACGUCGUCAAGCAAGAGAGCAGAGAGAGGAAGGGAGUGAUGGGUUUCUUCGCCAAUAUGGGUUUGAAGUACCUCAAGAUGAUGAGAGUGGAGAGAUCGAGGCAAAUAUAAGUAAUGAUAUUAUGGGAGCAUUGGGCUUAUAUGAAGCUUCAUUCCAUGGGAAAAAGGGUGAAAUGAAUCAUGCUUUGGAGAUGCCACAGCUUCAAUGGAGAAUCCUUGAUAAGAAGCUAAAUGGUCUAUUAAUUGAAGAAAUAUAUGAAAGAAAACAAGACAUGAAUCCAACUUUACUUGAGUUUGCCAAAUUGGAUUUCAAUAUGGUCACCUUUGGAAGUUCAAAUACAAACACAGGUAAGGAGUUGCUUGUUGCCGUGAGCUUUGGACUAGCAGCUUUUGAAGCAGUAGCUAAUAGAAGAUCUUCAUCCCAAAUGAGGCGGUGGGAAGCUUAUGCAAGGCUAUAUAAAAAGGUGACCGAUGAGUGGUGGUGUGAACCAGGACAUGGUGAUUGGUGUACUUGCCUAGAAAAAUACACACUCUCUCGAGACGGUAUGUACCACAAGCAAGAUCAAUUUGGGCGCUUGCUGCCAACCUUUCUACAGGUCAUUGAUUUGACGGAUGAUGAAGAGUCUGACUACUGGGCUGUUGUGUCCGAUGUCUUCGAUGGUAAACAGCUCGAUUAUUAUACAUCGAGGCCGAGUUUAAAUGCUGUGACAUGGAGCUCCAUGGAGACUAGCAUAAAUAACAAGGUACGUCUGUUAAGGACAAUGUUGCGGUGGGAAGAGCAACUACACACCGAAGCAAGUUUCGGACAAGAUAAGCCAAGAGGAAAGUCUUACGGCUCGGUUGUUCUUGGGGAGGUGGUGAUUGUUUGUUGGCCCCACGGCGAGAUAAUGAGACUGAGUACCGGUAGCACCGCGGCCGAUGCUGCUAGACGCGUCGGACUCGAGGGAAAAUUGGCUUUAGUUAAUGGCCAAUUAGUGUUGCCUAAUACCAAGCUAAAAGAUGGUGAUGUGGUUGAAUUCAGAAUUUGAUGAUGAUCACAAAAAAUUUGUAUUUGUGAAAAUAAUUGGGGGAAUAAGCAAAAAUGAAAUUGUAUAAAAAAAAUGUAUCUUUAUUGUUCUUUUUUUGUUCUUUCCCCUUAAUUCAAGGAAUAAUGUAUAUAAAAGAAUUUUCAAUAUUGUACAUAUAAUGUCAAAAUUCCACACCAAAAAUAUUUAAUGAAAAAUGAAAAUUCUUUGUGAA